This is a messenger RNA of Poeciliopsis prolifica (blackstripe livebearer), 1677 nucleotides long. Its product is annotated as zinc finger and BTB domain-containing protein 14-like. Gene Ontology annotation, molecular function: RNA polymerase II cis-regulatory region sequence-specific DNA binding; protein binding; DNA-binding transcription factor activity, RNA polymerase II-specific. Gene Ontology annotation, cellular component: nucleus. NCBI's taxonomy places the organism in Eukaryota, Metazoa, Chordata, Actinopteri, Cyprinodontiformes, Poeciliidae. Gene Ontology annotation, biological process: regulation of transcription by RNA polymerase II. The record is from RefSeq and is a predicted model, not a curated record.
GCUGCCUGCGUGCCUCCGCAGAGUGUGCGUGCUGGCGCAAAGCGCGGCCUCCUGCGCUCGUCCUCAGCCGCCGCAACACAAACAACAACAAUAAACAACAACAGGCGUCCUGCUGACCGGACGGCCCGGCUCGCGGCCGCGGACACACCCACAGGACUCGGCCACGAUGACGGAGACGGUGAAGUACGUGGACGAUGAACACAAGAGCAUCUUCCUGAAGCUGCUGAACGAGCAGCGGCUGGAGGGCGAGCACUGCGACAUCGCCGUGGUGGUCGAAGACGUCAAGUUCCGCGCUCACCGCUGCGUCCUGGCCGCCUGCUCCAACUACUUCAAGAAGCUCUUCAAGAAGCACGAGGUGGACAACUCGUCCGUCAUCGAGAUCGACUUCAUCCGCUCCGAUAUCUUCGAGGAGGUCCUGAACUACAUGUACACGGCCAAGAUCUCCGUCAAGAAGAAGGACGUCAACCUGAUGAUGUCAUCGGGACAGAUCCUCGGUAUCCGCUUCCUGGACAAGCUCUGCUCCCAGAAGCGUGACGUGUCGUCAGACGACAAGGAGAAGUUUCCGUAUGACAUCGUAAAGAUGGCGCUGCCCCCUGAAGCCCAGCUGGCCGCAGACUCUGAGGAGUUAGGCGAGCACGAUGAUGCGCCGGGUGCAGACGACCUGGUGGAGGCAUCCACCAAUCAGGAGCUGGACAAGUCUCCCAACGCUGCGCUGCAUGUGCAGGAAGCCAUCUUGAAGGAGCUGACCAAUGAGGAUGUUCACAAGGUGUCCUGCUACGACCAAGACGUGGUGACGGAGAUGGAGGCGGAGCCUAAGGAGCUCGGGGCGGAGCAUCACGCCACCCAGACGCUGACCUUCACGGACAGCAUCGGCGAGGUGAAGGACGAGGCGGCGCCCGGCUGGUCGGCCGCCGCUGCGGACAUGAAGUUUGAGUACCUGCUGUACGGACACCGCGAGCAGCUGGCCUGCCAGGUGUGUGGGAAGACUUUCCUGGACGAGAGCAGACUCAGGAAACAUGAGAAGUUGCACUCAGCAGAGCGGCCAUUCGCCUGUGAGAUCUGCUCCAAGGCCUUCACCACGCACGCUCACCUGAAAGAACACCUGAAGAUCCACACGGGCUUCAAGCCCUACAGGUGUGAUGUUUGUGGGAAGUCGUUCAUUCGAGCUCCGGACCUGAAACAUGAGCGAGUCCACAGCAACGAGAGACCCUUCGCCUGCCAGAUGUGUGACAAGGCCUUUAAACACAAGUCUCACCUGAAGGACCACGAGAGGAGACACAGAGGAGAGAAACCUUUUGUCUGUCCGUCCUGCACCAAGGCCUUUGCCAAGGCGUCGGACCUGAAGCGCCAUGAGAACAACAUGCACAGCGAGAGGAAGCAGCUGAACCCGCUGCAGAGCGACACGGAGACGCUGCAGGCCGCCGCCAUGGCGGCAGAGGAGCAGCACCUGGAGAACAUCAGCUGCUCCUAACACCUGGAGGACCGCUCUGACUCUGACCUCACCUCCCUGCCCUGAGGUGACCCCUGACCUCAGCCCACUAGAACUCUGACCCUGUGGAUUUUAUGAAGCAGUUCCGCUCAGUUUCAUGAGCGGAGCCGCCAUGUUGUGCAGAACUCGUGUGAUGAUGUCAUCAGACAGAUGAUGGGAUGAAAUCAUGAAAUAAAAUGUUUUUCUAA